AUGAAAGUACUUUUCCCUGUAAAAUCUGCCAAGGCCAACACAAUUCCGCCCUUUUACCUGCUGAAAUUCUUGCAUAGCUUGAGCAAACGAAGUUGUUCAGUUACUUUACCAGCAUCAGAACCACAGACACCACCAACAGCCCAUCUUUCUCCAGAUGAUCUCAACAAUCUCCUUAAUAAAGCAACUCAAGCAAAAAGUAUCAGACAUGCCACCCAAAUCCACACCCAACUCAUCAUCCAAGACUACAUUUUUCUCCCUUUCCUCUUCAACAGUCUCCUCAACUUGUAUGCUAAAUGUGGCCACCUCAACCAAGCACUUGCAUUCUUCAACGCUCCAACGGUGCAAGCAAGAAGAACCCUUAAUUUUGAGCACAAGAAUGUAGUCACUUGGACAUCUGUUAUUACUCAACUGUCACAUUACCACAAGCCCUUUAAAGCUCUCACCUUUUUCAAUGAUAUGAGGAGGACCGGUGUUUACCCGAACCACUUCACCUUUUCUGCUCUUUUGCCAGCUUGUGCUGAUAGUUUGAUAAUUUUUCAUGGACAUCAGAUUCAUUGUUUGAUUCGUAAACAUGGGUUCGAGAGUGAUUUGUUUGUGGGUAGUGCUUUGUUGAAUAUGUAUGCGAAAUGUGGUGAUGUUAUGUUAGCGAAGACGGUGUUUGAUGAAAUGCCUGAAAGAAAUAUUGUUUCUUGGAAUUCUAUGAUCGUCGGGUGCUUGCAAAACAGCCUUCAUAAUGAGGCUUUUGGGGUUUUUGUAGAAGUUCUUCGUGAGGGGUCCUUGGUUCCUGAUCAAGUGAGUAUUUCUGGUGUUUUAAGUGCUUGUGCUAAUAUGGGUGCUGGUUUGAAUGGUGGGAGACAAGUUCACGGAGUUGUUGUGAAACAUAGGUUGGUUUCUUUAGCCUAUGUGAGGAACUCUUUAAUGGACAUGUAUUUCAAGUGUGGGUGCUUUGAUGAUGGUUUUAAGUUGUGUGGCGCUUUAGAGGACAGAGAUGUUGUUACAUGGAAUAUAAUGAUCAUGGGGUGUGUUGAGAAUGACAACUUUGAGGAGGCUUGCAACCACUUUUGGGUGAUGAGGCGCGAAGGAGUUUCACCUGAUGAGGCAUCAUUUUCCUCUGUACUUCAUGCUGCUGCUUGUAUUGCAGCACUGGAUCAGGGUACUUUGAUACAUAGUCAGAUGGUAAAGGCUGGCUUUGACAGAAAUACAUGUGUUGCGAGCUCAUUGAUAACUUUGUAUGCUAAAUGUGGAAGCUUGGCUGAUUCUCAACGGGUUUUUAACCAGUGCGAGGAAAAUAAUGUGGUAUCUUGGACGGCAAUAAUAUCGGCAUACCAGCAACAUGGCUGUGCAAGCCAAGUAAUAACUUUGUUUGAAGACAUGCUGCGCAAGGGGAUUAAACCUGAUUAUAUAACCUUUGUAUGUCUCUUAUCAGCUUGUAGUCAUAGCGGGCUCAUUGAUGAAGGAUUUUCUUACUUCCAUUCAAUGACACAGAGGCACGAUAUGAAACCCGGCCACGAACACUAUGCCUGCAUGGUUGACAUGCUUAGUCGUGCGGGUCGAUUGCAAGAAGCCAAGAAAUUUGUGGAAACAAUGCCAAUUCAGGCUGAUGCAUCUAUCUGGGGGGCUUUGCUUGGAGCUUGUAGGAAUUAUGGAAAUCUUGAGAUGGGUAGAGUAGUUGCAGAGAAGCUUUUCAAAAUUGAGCCAGAUAACCCAGGAAAUUAUGUGCUUCUUUCGGACAUGUAUUCACGUCGUGGGAAACUAGAAGAAGCAGAUGAAAUUAGGAGGUUAAUGGGUGUCAACAGGGUUAAAAAAGAGCCUGGUUGUAGUUGGCUUGACAUUAAGAACACCACCUAUGUCUUCAAAGUUCAUGACAGGUCACACUCUAGAACCCAUGAAAUCUAUAAGAUGCUGGAGAAGAUGGAGGAGAUGGUAAAGCAGAAAGGCUAUGACGGUGAAACAGGAAGAAAAGAUGGCGUGGACGGACACAAGAGCUCAUGGUAUCAUAGUGAAAGACUUGCCCUAGCAUUUGGACUCCUGACUGUUCCUUUAGGAGCUCCCAUUAGAAUAAAGAAGAAUCUUAGGACUUGUAAUGAUUGCCAUACAGUCAUGAAGUUUGCUUCAGAGAUUUUCAACAGAGAAAUAAUUGUUAGGGAUAUAAAUCGAUUUCAUAGGUUCACCAAUGGUUUAUGUUCAUGUGGUGAUUACUGGUGA
Molecule: messenger RNA, 2205 nt
Organism: Coffea eugenioides
Lineage: Eukaryota; Viridiplantae; Streptophyta; Magnoliopsida; Gentianales; Rubiaceae
Product: pentatricopeptide repeat-containing protein At3g24000, mitochondrial-like
Exons: 1
Coding region: 1-2205 (734 amino acids)
Biological process (GO): RNA modification
Molecular function (GO): zinc ion binding; RNA binding; protein binding
Source: RefSeq, a predicted model, not a curated record